AAGAAAAUUAGGGUUUUUUUCUCUCGCAUAGUUUUUUUUUUUGUCUCGAUUGUUCCCGAUCCGACCGAGCGAUGGAAAGAUCCGAUCCUCCUUCACCGAAGCGUCAGAAGACGGAGGAGGAAGCCACCCGCUAUAAUGGCUGUCCCGAUGAUGAUUUCGAUUUCGAUUCCGACGAUUGCUCCGACGGGGAGAUUGAGUUGUUCGACCAAGAGUUGGACAGGAGCGGCGGGGGUUAUGAAAUCGACUUCAAGAAAUUUCGCUACUGUUUUGGUUGGAGACCAUUUCAUCUGGAUGAUGUCUCAUUCUUUAGCGAUCCUGAAACCAACAGACAUUUCAUCGCUAAGUUGGUUAACCUUGCUCUCGACCAGCACAACAAAGAAAACAAAACAAGCUUGGAACUGGGAAAGAUUUUGAUUGCCAACUUUCAUCCAUCUUGUGGAUUGACUUUCUACCUCUCAUUCGAAGUCAAUGAUCCUUCAGAUGGUAAUCAGACGAAACCCUACCGAGCUGUGGUUCGCUACUUCCCUGGAGAUAUUGAAGUUGUCUCUUGCAAUCCCAAAGAAAGUUGAUGUUUUGAAUCAAUCCACCAGUCUCUCCUUUUCCAUUGGAUUUGAAUAGUGAAGAGUGGUUUGUUCCUAGUAUCGUAACUCAUCUAAUCCUACCUUAUCUGUCUAUGUUUGAUGUUUUAAGUGUAUUUGAAGACUAAUAUAAUAUUUGCUACUUUAGAAGUUAUAUCUAAUCUAAUUUGAACGA
This is a messenger RNA of Brassica napus (rape), 753 nucleotides long. RefSeq lists its product as uncharacterized. The record is from RefSeq and is a predicted model, not a curated record. Bases 72 to 569 code for a protein of 165 amino acids. NCBI's taxonomy places the organism in Eukaryota, Viridiplantae, Streptophyta, Magnoliopsida, Brassicales, Brassicaceae. The transcript is spliced from 3 exons.